Adineta steineri is the source of this 1155-nucleotide messenger RNA. The record is from the annotation of a GenBank genome assembly. Lineage: Eukaryota; Metazoa; Rotifera; Eurotatoria; Adinetida; Adinetidae.
AUGGCAGCUGCAUUAAACAUAGAAAAACCUGAACAACCUCAAUUAGCAAAACAUGAUUCGAGUAUCCUUGAUUUGGUUUUUGUCAUGGAUUGUACUGGUUCAAUGGGAAAUUAUAUUGCAAGUGCAACACAAAAUAUUCGUUCAAUUGUUGAACAAAUUGUAACAAGUGAAAAAAGUGAUAUUCAUUUAGCAUUAGUUGAAUAUCGUGAUCAUCCUCCUCAAGACACUACAUUUAUUACUCGUGUGCAUGAUUUUACAAGUAAAGUUAAAGAAAUGAGAGGUUGGCUUGAACAAUGUAAUGCAGAAGGCGGUGGUGAUGUACCUGAAGCUGUAGCUGAUGCAUUACAUGAUGUUCUUAAGUUAUCAUGGCGUCCUGAAGCAACAAAAAUUUGUAUUCUUAUCUCGGAUGCACCACCACAUGGACUUGAUCCAAGUAAUGGUGAUGCUUUUCCUAACGGAGAUCCUACUGGUGUUGAUCCUAUUAAAAUUGCGCGAGAAAUGGCUGAAAAACAAAUAACACUCUACGUUGCUGGAGUUGAACCAGCUAUUGUACCUUAUCGAGAUUUUUUUAUGUCUAUUGCUUAUAUAACUGGUGGACAAUAUGUUCCAAUGAUCAAUGCAAAACUAUUAGCACAAGUGAUAAUUGGUGGUGUUUGUGAAGAAAUCUCAUUGGAACGUUUAAUGCAAGAUGCAGAAGAAGAUAUAAAUCGUGAAAUGAAAAAAGCUGAAACUGAAGGUGCUGCUGAAAGUGAAAUCACAGAAAGAGUUAAUCGAUUAUUAGUAACAAAGAAUUUACGUGUUAAACAAAUGGAAAAUCUAGCUGGAGCAACAUCAUCGAAAGCUAAAGAAACCUAUUCAAAAUGUGCUGAUAUGAAGGAAUUACGAAGUCAAUAUGUAGUAGAACCAGCACCUACAAUCGAGCCAAUUUAUCCUACACGUCGAACUCGUGCAGAAUAUCGUCGCGCGGCUAGUCGUCCAAGUGACGCUGAAGAGGAUACCGCAGAUACUAACACAACAGCAGGAGGAUCAUUACCACGCCCACCACCACCUGAAACAGCUACGCCAAUGAAUUAUGACUUAAGAGAUGAUGCAACUGUUAGUAUGGCACAAACAGAACGUAUUGUACAACGCAUGAGAAAUAAAAGAACAACUUAA